This is a messenger RNA of Arachis stenosperma, 1847 nucleotides long. RefSeq names its product protein HAIKU1-like. The record is from RefSeq and is a predicted model, not a curated record. NCBI's taxonomy places the organism in Eukaryota, Viridiplantae, Streptophyta, Magnoliopsida, Fabales, Fabaceae. Bases 399 to 1400 code for a protein of 333 amino acids. The transcript has a single exon.
GGGUAUGUUUUCUGCUUCUUAUCUCGGCUCUAGGGUUAAUUUCGGUGGUGUUGCUGGGAUUGACCUUUAUGUUGCCUCUGUGAAAAGGAGUCGUAGUUGAAUUAAGAUUCAAAUCAGAAAAAUUAUGCAUGUUUGGUUUUUGAGUUAGGAUUUGCUUUGAUUUCAAUAUUCAAGGAUGCUUAUAUUUCAGCUCAAGCUUGGUUUGUUGAGGUAGUGUAUUGGAAUUGUUUAAGUUUAGGAGGUUCCUUAGGUUGGUUUGUGACAUAGUUUGUGUUUUUGUUCGAAUUUUGAAUUGUUGGGUGUACUUUGGAAGUUUAAGAAUUGUGUUGUGUUUCUGGAAGGGAAAAACAAGUGAUAAAUUUUUCUAUUGGAGUGUGUUUUGGGGUUUGUAUCUACAAAUGGAUAACUCCAAAAACAGGAUUAAUGAUAGUUUGGGUGUGAAUAAGAUUGGGAAAAAUAUAAGAAAGAGCCCUUUACACCAGCCCAAUUUUGGAAAUAAUGCUGCUAGACAACAGCCACAGCCUCAGGUUUACAACAUAAGCAAGAAUGAUUUUCGCGACAUUGUUCAGCAGCUUACUGGAUCGCCAUCACAAGAACCUCCACUUAGGCCUCCACCAAACAAUCCACCAAAACCGCAGAGUAUGCGACUGCAGAAAAUUAGGCCUCCCCCAUUAGGACCAAUUGCUCGGCCUCGCCACCCUCCACCAAUGCCAGCUCCCACAGCCCCUCCUCCAAUUCCUUAUAGUAGUGCCAUGCCUAGACCACCUCAGUUUGGACAGCCGUCACGCUCCCCUUUGCAACCAUUUACACCAGUUGAUAUAUGGACUAACACAGCUGAGAGUCCUAUCUCGGCUUACAUGCGUUACCUUCAAACUUCAAUAAUGGAUCCUGGUCCAAGGGGUAAUCAAGUUCACCCUCAACCGUAUCGACACCCACAACUGCCUCCACUCCCUCAACCACAAGUAUCGGGAAAUGGUCGGCCUCCACCACCUUCAUCCGGUUUGCUUCCUAAUCCUCCCAUGCCAGUGGUUCCUUCUCCAAGAUUAAAUGGUCCUGUUCCACCAACAAAUGCCACUAACCCUCCAGUGCCUAGCUUUCCUUCUCCACAUCCACAAGCAAAUGGACCUCCGCUUCUACCUUCUCCAACCUCACAAUUCCUCCUGCCUUCUCCAACCGGUUUCCUAAAUUUGCUAUCACCUCCCCCUCGGUCUCCUUAUCUACCUCUGUCGCCAGGAAUUCAGUUUCCAUCUCCUCUUACACCCAAUUUUCCUUUCUCACCAAUGGCACAAUCUGGGAUUUUAGGUCCUGGUCCUCAACCUCCACCUUCUCCAGGUUUUAUGUAUCCGUUAUCUCCUUCAGGAUUUUUCCCCAUUGCAAGUCCUAGGUGGAGAGAUUACUAGCUUCUCAUUUUGUGUUUAAAUGUUUUAUUGGGAUGCGUCCUUCUAACUGGACUGAACUUAGUCUUGUUCAUUGCCACGCAAUGUACAAUCAAGUUGUAAGAGCACUUUUUGGCUUUUUGUAGUGUUAAUUUCACAUUCCUUUGUUCAUAACCAAUGGCUGCAAUCCUUUUACUUUGACAAGCGUUACAUUAGGUAAAAUAUUGAACAUCAGACAACUCAAUCGGACAGUUGGAUGGGAGCUGUAAGAUGGAAGACUAAUCUGUAACAUGAAGGGAAUAGGAUUACAGUAAAUAUCUAUGAUGUAGAUUAGGUCAUGUUCUUUUGUAAUAUAAUGGAUUACACCUUAAAGUGCAUAGUGAAUUUAAUGUUAAGUUUAUAUAGAAGUUGUUUUAAAUACUUGUCUUAGUGUAUUAUCAUAUAAAUGAUAAUUGCUUUGGCAUUUUUCUA